Molecule: messenger RNA, 615 nt
Organism: Drosophila navojoa
Lineage: Eukaryota; Metazoa; Arthropoda; Insecta; Diptera; Drosophilidae
Gene: e(y)2b
Product: enhancer of yellow 2b
Biological process (GO): mRNA export from nucleus; positive regulation of DNA-templated transcription
Cellular component (GO): nuclear pore; SAGA complex
Molecular function (GO): transcription coactivator activity
Source: RefSeq, a predicted model, not a curated record
GACUGUGUUGAAAUGUAGUUAUUGUUGCAUUCACAACCGACAAAUACAGAUAUUUAAGUUAAUAAAAAAUUAAGUUAUGGCAGACAGCAAGGAUACUGGCACCGACUCUAAGUUUUCUUAUAAGUCCUAUCUUAAUAGUGCUGAUACCAAAGAAUUAAAGGGGUUUCUUGAAAAGCGUCUAAUUGACUGCGGAUGGAGAAAGGAUAUUGAAGAAAUGAUACGGAAGAAAAUGAUGGAAGGUGAUUCAGCAAAUAUUUCACGCGAAGAGCUUGCCAAGAGUAUCAUACCGAAUGCUCGCGCUAUGGUGCCAAAUGAGGUACGCGAGGAAAUGAUGUUACGCGUGCGUGAAGUCCUGGAAGCUCCAGUGGCAGCCCCUAACGACAAGGAACAGAAUUCCGAUGGAGGAAUCGUUUAGCACAAGUUCUUCUAGUUCAAAUUAAAAAUGUCUAACAUAAAAAAACAUAGUUUAAAUUCUAGCACAUUUGCUGUGAUUUAUUAACGUGUAAUUAAGUAAUUGUUUAUGUACAUAUGCUUACGCCUGCUAAUGCUAAUUACGAAUUGCGCCAUUAGUUGUACAAAUGUAUGUAAUAAAUAAACAACUUAGUUAUAUAUAUA